AUGACCAAUCCCUUGCCUGCGACCCUUAAAUCGACGGAUCUAGCCGUUCUCUGGGAGGAUCUUUCCCAGGGAAUAGCGCAGGUGUUUAAGAAUGAAUCCAUCAGCAAGAUGCGGUACAUGGAGAUGUACAGCCAUGUUUACAAUUACUGCACCUCGGUCCACUCUACAGCGGUCAACAGCGGGCCCAUCGUGCAAGGGCAGACUCCAAGCGGGGCCCAGUUCGUUGGUUUUGAGCUCUACAAACGUCUUAGUAAAUUUCUCAAAGAGUACCUUAACAAACUUCUAAACGAAGGAAUUGAUCUGUCGGACGAAAACGUGCUGCGCUUCUUCACCAAACACUGGGAUGAUUACCAGUUCUCCAGUCGCGUCUUGAACGGCAUCUGCUCGUAUCUUAACCGUCACUGGGUGAAGAGAGAGUGUGAUGAAGGGCGGAAGGAAAUCUACGAGAUCUACCAGUUGGCUCUCGUUACCUGGCGUGAAGUGCUCUUCUCAUCUUUAAAUCACCCCGUUACGAAUGCCGUUCUGAAGCUGAUUGAGAAGGAGCGAAAUGGUGAAACCAUCAAUACUAGUCUCAUCAGCGGAGUUAUGGGCUGCUAUGUCGAGCUAGGCAUCAACGACAAUGAUGGGAACAAAGGGCCAAGCUUGAAUGUGUACCACGAGGCCUUUGAGGUCAAGUUCUUCGUCGACACUGAGCGCUUCUACAAGCUGGAGAGUGAAACGUUCCUCGCUUCCAACUCGGUGACCGAGUACAUGAAGAAGGCGGAGCAGCGAAUCAACGAGGAGAAUCGUCGAAUCAUGCUCUACCUGCAUAAGGACACCCUUCCUCAGCUGAUGCAGACCUGUGAGAAAGUGCUGAUCGAAGAUCACCUGGAGAAGUUUCACCAGGAGUUUCAGAACCUACUCAAUGAUGACAAAAACGAAGAUCUGGGGCGCAUGUACCAGCUAGUGUUGCGCAUUCCCGACGGACUGACCGAGCUCAAGAGCCGUCUGGAAAAUCACAUCUACACGCAAGGCCUCGCGGCAAUUGAAAAGUGUGGCGAGUCUGCUGCCCAAGACCCUAAAAACUAUGUCAACACCAUUUUGCAAGUCCACAAAAAGUACAGCACCCUGGUUCAGGAAUCAUUCGCUAAUGACACCGGCUUUGUUGCUGCCCUCGAUAAGGCCUGCGGUAAAUUCAUCAACAACAACUCAGUUACCAAAGUGGCCAAUUCAUCUAGCAAGUCGCCCGAGUUGCUGGCAAAGUUUUGCGAUCUCCUCUUGAAGAAGACUUCAAAGAUUCACGAAGAAAAUGAACUUGAAGACACUCUCAACCAAGUGAUGAUUGUUUUCAAGUACAUUGAGGACAAGGACGUUUUCCAGAAGUUUUACAGCAAAAUGUUGGCCAAGCGACUGGUGCAGCACCUCUCUGCAAGCGACGACGCUGAAGCUAGUAUGAUAUCUAAGCUUAAGCACUCUUGCGGUUUUGAGUAUACGUCUAAGCUCCAGCGAAUGUUCCAGGACAUUGGAGUGAGCAAAGAUUUAAAUGAGCUCUUCAAGAAGAACCUCAGCAGCUCUAACGAGCAGCCCCUUGACAUUGAUUUCGGCAUCCAAGUUCUCAGCUCUGGAUCGUGGCCUUUUCAACAAACAUUCACAUUUGUCCUCCCCAAUGAACUGGAAAAGUGCAUCAACCGCUUUACCACUUUCUACAGUAGUCAGCACAGUGGUCGAAAGCUUCACUGGCUGUACAGCAUGUCUAAGGGUGAAGUUGUCACCACUUGCUUCAAGAACAAGUACACUCUCCAAGCCUCCACUUAUCAAAUCGCCGUCCUGCUGCAGUUCAACAACAAUGACAGCUACACCGUGGCUCAACUCUUUGACAGCACCAACAUCAAGAAGGAGAUGCUCGUACAGGUGUUGCAGAUUCUGCUCAAGGCGAAGCUGCUGGGCAACGGCGACGAGUACACCCUCUACGAGAACACCACCCUCUCGCUCUUCCUCGGCUACAAGAACAAGAAGCUGCGCGUCAACAUUAACGUGCCCAUGAAGGCGGAGAUCAAGCAGGACCAGGAGAAGACGCACAAGCACAUUGAGGAGGACCGAAAGCUGGUCAUUCAGGCCGCCAUUGUACGUAUUAUGAAGAUGCGCCGCACGCUAAAGCAUCAGCAACUGCUGGCGGAAGUGAUCAAUCAGCUGUCGUCGAGAUUCAAGCCCAAUGUCAAUGUUAUCAAGAAAUGCGUCGACAUACUCAUUGAGAAGGAGUACCUCGAGCGAUCUGAAGGCUCCAAGGACACCUACCAGUACCUGGCCUAA
Rhagoletis zephyria (snowberry fruit fly) is the source of this 2289-nucleotide messenger RNA. The record is from RefSeq and is a predicted model, not a curated record. Lineage: Eukaryota; Metazoa; Arthropoda; Insecta; Diptera; Tephritidae.